AUGAGGGUCUUGCUUUGCAUCCUUGGAAUCCUUGCCUUGUUUUCCACAGUUCCUCCAGCCAGAAGCAUGUUUUUUAAUGACAGGUGUUCUUCGGUAGACUACCAAUGCAGAAUGAAGUGCAAUGCUGAUGAAUAUGCAGUUAGAUACUGUGCGGACUGGAGCAUCUGCUGCAGAGUGAAGCAAAUUGAGGUUAAGAAAAGGAGGAAAUGGUGA
Pteronotus mesoamericanus is the source of this 213-nucleotide messenger RNA. Its product is annotated as beta-defensin 131A-like. Gene Ontology annotation, biological process: innate immune response. The transcript has 2 exons. Bases 1 to 213 code for a protein of 70 amino acids. The record is from RefSeq and is a predicted model, not a curated record. NCBI's taxonomy places the organism in Eukaryota, Metazoa, Chordata, Mammalia, Chiroptera, Mormoopidae. Gene Ontology annotation, cellular component: extracellular region.